Molecule: messenger RNA, 2435 nt
Organism: Camellia sinensis
Lineage: Eukaryota; Viridiplantae; Streptophyta; Magnoliopsida; Ericales; Theaceae
Product: serine/threonine-protein kinase TOR-like
Biological process (GO): negative regulation of macroautophagy; TOR signaling
Cellular component (GO): nucleus; TORC1 complex; cytoplasm
Molecular function (GO): protein serine/threonine kinase activity; protein binding
Source: RefSeq, a predicted model, not a curated record
UUGUUGUGCUAAUGGCUGUACUUUUUCCAUUUUGUGUGUUCUUCAGGACGUAUGCGAUGCCUUGCUGCAUUGGCUCGUUGGGAAGAGCUUAACAACCUAUGCAAGGAAUAUUGGACCCCUGCUGAGCCAGCUGCUCGACUGGAAAUGGCACCACUGGCUGCUAGGGCUGCGUGGAACAUGGGAGAGUGGGAUCAGAUGGCAGAAUACGUUUCUCGACUGGAUGAUGGCGAUGAAACCAAACUGCGGGUUUUGGGAAACACUGCUGCUACUGGUGAUGGAAGUAGUAAUGGCACAUUUUUCAGGGCUGUCCUACUAGUUCACAAGAUGAAGUAUGAUGAAGCACGCGAAUUUGUUGAGAGAGCAAGGAAAUGUUUAGCUACCGAGCUUGCUGCGUUGGUUAGUUUCUUAUUCCUUCUCAUAUGAUUGCAUUCUAUCUUUCUAUAUUCCUGUGGUUGCCAAUUUUACCCCUCUAUUUUGUAGCAAUAAUUUUUGGUCAUUGACCAUAGUAUAAUUUACAUUGACAAGUAAAAAUCAUCAAUUUUUUUUUUUUUUUUUGGAAUGCUGGAUUAACUUAGUAAACGCAUUAUUAGACAGUAGGUGGAUCCUCUAAUUUCUUUGAUGUUAAUGCAGCAAGAUAACAGAGUUGGUAAUUUUAUCUUUUUGAACCUGUAUGGAUGUUAGGGAAAUGGUUUGUUUGUUACUAUUUAAAAGAAGAAAAAGAAAUUAGUUAUGUUUCAAUUUAUUAUUUCACAUUGUCUUGCUCUUCAUCUGUAAUUGUUCAUGUGCAUUUAACAAUACAUAAUUAAACUGAUAUGUUGUGGCAUGGGUCAGGGAAAUCAGUUAUGUUUCAAUUUAUUAUUUCACAUUGUCUUGCUCUUCAUCUGUAAUUGUUCAUGUGCAUUUAACAAUACAUAAUUAAACUGAUAUGUUGUGGCAUGGGUCAGGGAAAUCAGUUAUGUUUCAAUUUAUUAUUUCACAUUGUCUUGCUCUUCAUCUGUAAUUGUUCAUGUGCAUUUAACAAUACAUAAUUAAACUGAUAUGUUGUGGCAUGGGUCAGGGAAAUCAGUUAUGUUUCAAUUUAUUAUUUCACAUUGUCUUGCUCUUCAUCUGUAAUUGUUCAUGUGCAUUUAACAAUACAUAAUUAAACUGAUAUGUUGUGGCAUGGGUCAGGGAAAUCAGUUAUGUUUCAAUUUAUUAUUUCACAUUGUCUUGCUCUUCAUCUGUAAUUGUUCAUGUGCAUUUAACAAUACAUAAUUAAACUGAUAUGUUGUGGCAUGGGUCAGGGAAAUCAGUUAUGUUUCAAUUUAUUAUUUCACAUUGUCUUGCUCUUCAUCUGUAAUUGUUCAUGUGCAUUUAACAAUACAUAAUUAAACUGAUAUGUUGUGGCAUGGGUCAGGGAAAUCAGUUAUGUUUCAAUUUAUUAUUUCACAUUGUCUUGCUCUUCAUCUGUAAUUGUUCAUGUGCAUUUAACAAUACAUAAUUAAACUGAUAUGUUGUGGCAUGGGUCAGGGAAAUCAGUUAUGUUUCAAUUUAUUAUUUCACAUUGUCUUGCUCUUCAUCUGUAAUUGUUCAUGUGCAUUUAACAAUACAUAAUUAAACUGAUAUGUUGUGGCAUGGGUCAGGGAAAUCAGUUAUGUUUCAAUUUAUUAUUUCACAUUGUCUUGCUCUUCAUCUGUAAUUGUUCAUGUGCAUUUAACAAUACAUAAUUAAACUGAUAUGUUGUGGCAUGGGUCAGGGAAAUCAGUUAUGUUUCAAUUUAUUAUUUCACAUUGUCUUGCUCUUCAUCUGUAAUUGUUCAUGUGCAUUUAACAAUACAUAAUUAAACUGAUAUGUUGUGGCAUGGGUCAGGGAAAUCAGUUAUGUUUCAAUUUAUUAUUUCACAUUGUCUUGCUCUUCAUCUGUAAUUGUUCAUGUGCAUUUAACAAUACAUAAUUAAACUGAUAUGUUGUGGCAUGGGUCAGGGAAAUCAGUUAUGUUUCAAUUUAUUAUUUCACAUUGUCUUGCUCUUCAUCUGUAAUUGUUCAUGUGCAUUUAACAAUACAUAAUUAAACUGAUAUGUUGUGGCAUGGGUCAGGGAAAUCAGUUAUGUUUCAAUUUAUUAUUUCACAUUGUCUUGCUCUUCAUCUGUAAUUGUUCAUGUGCAUUUAACAAUACAUAAUUAAACUGAUAUGUUGUGGCAUGGGUCAGGGAAAUCAGUUAUGUUUCAAUUUAUUAUUUCACAUUGUCUUGCUCUUCAUCUGUAAUUGUUCAUGUGCAUUUAACAAUACAUAAUUAAACUGAUAUGUUGUGGCAUGGGUCAGGGAAAUCAGACCUAACUGCUACUCCUACACUUAUGCGUGAGACUUGUGCACUGUGUACAGUCUUUCUUUUCAAUUCAACUGAUAUGGUAACUAAAUUUAGAUGACUUUAGAUGCACUCGUUAACUAUAGGGAACC